ACAAACUGAGGCCAUAUGAUGAUGCGCGUGCGGGGGCCGUGUAUAUGCUUAAUCCCAUUUCCUUAUCCGGGGUCCGUCCUGGAGGCGCGCCAUUGGCCGGCUGCCGUCACGUGGCUUCUUAACUUUGUUCACUUGACAGAAAAGUAGGAGGGUUCAACGGAACAGGAAUAACCGAAGAGUAAAGGGAUGAGAUAUAAAUUUUAGUUAUAUAUUUUCCGAGUAGGUGCAAUUCCACAAAAAGACUGAAAUUAAUGGCCAUGAGCUCCUAUUUGAUCAACUCAAACUAUGUGGACCCGAAGUUCCCACCGUGCGAGGAAUACUCACAGAGCGACUAUCUGCCCAGCCACUCUCCGGACUAUUAUAGCUCCCAGAGGCAAGAGCCUGCUGCUUUCCAACCGGACUCUCUCUACCACCACCAUCAACACCACCCACAGCACCAGCAGCGAGCCGAGCCGCCCUACACGCCGUGCCAGCGUGCAGGGCAGCCCGCCUCGGUGGUGAUGUCCCCUCGGGGUCACGUCCUUCCUCCGUCCGGACUGCAGACCACCCCCGUCCCGGAGCAGAGCCUCCGCUGCGACUCGGUGACACCCAGCCCGCCUCCGCCUCAGUCUUGCGGCCAAACGCCCCACAGCCAAAGCACUUCGUCCCCCGCGAGCACUCGUAAGGACCCCGUAGUGUACCCGUGGAUGAAGAAAGUCCAUGUAAACAUCGUGAGUCCAAACUACACAGGGGGUGAGCCGAAGCGUUCUCGGACGGCCUACACGCGCCAGCAGGUCCUGGAGCUCGAGAAGGAGUUCCACUACAACCGGUACCUGACGCGCAGGCGCAGGGUGGAAAUCGCGCACACGCUCUGCCUGUCAGAGCGGCAGAUUAAGAUCUGGUUCCAGAACCGGAGGAUGAAGUGGAAGAAGGACCACAAGCUGCCUAACACCAAGGUCCGCUCCGGGACAAACAACACAAACUCCCAGGCUAUAACCGGCUCCCAGAACCGCUCCGGACCACUAUAGCCCGCUUCUUUGACUCUUCGUCUGAUUUUGGCCCUUCCUUUCCUUACCUGCCUCCCAUGCUGAAGGCCGAAGCGGCAGCCACGCUUCUAACUACCAGAGCCAGCACUUUGGACCGGAAUAACGCCUUUGCUCUGGAGGGAAGGAGGGACGUCAUUUGCCGUUUGUUUGGCCCUGAUCUGUGCUGAUGUUACGCACUAUGAUAUGACGUUAUGACGUGAGAGGGGUGGAGGGGAGAUUUCCCAUUCAUAAAACAAAAUGUAAUGAUCAAAAGUAGGCGAAGGAUGAGACUGAAGAACUGCGAAAAUGAUUCUGCCGCUUCUUUGCUAUUAUUCCUUCUUCUCUCUCUCUCUCUCUCUCUCUGUCUCCCUGCUUUUAUAUUUCUGCCUUUUUAUACUCCUCUCUCUCUCUUCCUCUACACGACAGAACAUAAGACGGUAGGCUGACGAUAAUGUGCCCUCGUGCGUGUGGUUUCUCUCCUCCUUUUUUUUCAUACGACACUUUUUCGGUGAAGAUGGAUCCUCGUUUUCAUCUUUAAUCAUGCCAAACUCGGGCCCCAUUUGUCAUGUUUACUCUGUGGGUACAAAGCAAAGGGGUGAACCGCGGCUCUGCCCAUUACCCCCCUGCAACCCCCACCCCCCGAACCACUACCCCCCACCCUCCCACCAAACUCUGUCUCUCUCUCUCACACACACACACGCGCGCGCGCGCUCUGUCCGUCCUUAUAGUACUCUAAUAUCAAAUAUAACCUCCAGUAUGAGCCAACACGUCACCAGGCAAUUAUAACUGUUGGUUUUUUCUGUUUUGUUUAACGACAAAAUAUAGCUUUUUAAAUUUUAAUUAUAGUUAUUUUUGAAUUCAGUGUUGAUUGUAAAAUGAUUCUUUAUGCUGUUAUUGCUGAGAAUGACAUGGAGCGUUUAUGUGGUCCGUUGAUUGUUCAUUUUGUGAUGUUGUAUACAGGGAAACAGACUGACAGGGUGAUUCAAGUGAAACGUUAAAAUUAAAGUAUUUUCCACCAAACAGGGUUUAUACAGCUGCCUAAACAAAGGACACUAACACCCAAACCAAAAUCUGGUACUAAUAGCUCAUGAACACAUUAUAAACGCAGCACUAUACAAUGUACUACCUAUUACCUCAGUUGUACUGAUAUAUAUAUUUUUAUUUUUUUGGUCAUUUUAUUUUUUAUUGCUCGUUUAAUGAAGUGACAGCUUUUCGAGCUUUUAUAUUUUUGAAAUUGUGUGACGAGUUAUUAUAAUUAUUAUUAUUACUUGCAAUACAAAAAAGCGCUAUUCACUUCUUGUAUGUGGAAAAUUUAAAAAAAAAAAAAGUGUAAUUUAAUUAUAAGCAAUUGUUCUGGCCGGGGACAUUCAGAAAAAUAAGGAGCCUUUUCUUGCAUGUAUGACUGGUGUUGAUUUAUGUUUUUAUCGUUUCCUCUUUGUCUCUCCUUCCUCCGCACAUCAAAUGCGCGCACACUUUGCUUUUCCUCCUCUCUGUUCUGUCACCUUGUGCCACUCUUUUAGAUAUUUUAUUUUUCAUGUGUUUUUGAAUUGAUGUUAUUUUAUUUACAUUCCAAAGAUCCGUUUCUAUCCGUUUCGUUACUGAUGAUGAUGAUGAUGAUGAUGAUGAUGAUAACAAUGAUGGUAUUGUUGAACAUGUGUUACCUCCUCCGAUAUGUAAGUUGCUCCUUUCUCUGCUUAUGCUCCUUCAGUGUCUACCUUCCCAUUAUUUGUAAAUAGUUCAUAGAAAUUUAAAUAAAUGGAUAAAAAGUCA
Messenger RNA from Acanthopagrus latus (yellowfin seabream), 2774 nucleotides. It is a transcript of the gene hoxb4a, whose product is annotated as homeobox B4a. The transcript has 2 exons. NCBI's taxonomy places the organism in Eukaryota, Metazoa, Chordata, Actinopteri, Spariformes, Sparidae. Gene Ontology annotation, biological process: embryonic skeletal system morphogenesis; regulation of transcription by RNA polymerase II; anterior/posterior pattern specification. The record is from RefSeq and is a predicted model, not a curated record. Gene Ontology annotation, cellular component: nucleus. Bases 252 to 1007 code for a protein of 251 amino acids. Gene Ontology annotation, molecular function: DNA-binding transcription factor activity, RNA polymerase II-specific; RNA polymerase II cis-regulatory region sequence-specific DNA binding.